Molecule: messenger RNA, 1299 nt
Organism: Sinocyclocheilus rhinocerous
Lineage: Eukaryota; Metazoa; Chordata; Actinopteri; Cypriniformes; Cyprinidae
Product: 26S protease regulatory subunit 4-like
Exons: 11
Coding region: 1-1299 (432 amino acids)
Molecular function (GO): ATP binding; ATP hydrolysis activity
Source: RefSeq, a predicted model, not a curated record
AUGAUCAAGGGAGUGAGGUUUGACAAGGCAAGGAUUAACAGGGCUUAUGGCCAGAGUCAAAGUGGAGGACACGGACCAGAAGGUGGAAAGAAAGAUGAUAAGGACAAGAAGAAGAAAUAUGAGCCACCCAUUCCAACAAGAGUGGGCAAGAAGAAGAGGAAGUCCAAGGGCCCUGAUGCUGCUAGCAAACUGCUUUUAGUCACACCUCACACACAGUGCAGGCUGAAGCUUCUGAAGCAGGAGAGAAUUAAAGAUUACCUGCUGAUGGAAGAGGAGUUCAUCAGAAACCAGGAGCAGAUGAAACCUCUAGAGGAGAAACAGGAGGAGGAGAGGUCAAAGGUCGAUGACCUGAGGGGGACUCCUAUGUCUGUGGGGACCCUGGAGGAGAUCAUUGAUGACAAUCAUGCCAUCGUCUCCACGUCUGUGGGCUCAGAGCACUAUGUCAGCAUUCUGUCAUUUGUCGACAAAGAUCUGCUGGAGCCCGGCUGUUCUGUCUUACUCAAUCACAAGGUCCAUGCUGUCAUAGGGGUUUUGAUGGACGACACAGACCCUCUUGUUACCGUCAUGAAGGAGUCUGUGGAGCUGCCGCUGACCCAUCCAGAGUAUUAUGAGGAAAAGGGGAUCAAGCCUCCCAAAGGGGUCAUUCUCUACGGACCCCCUGGAACAGGUAAAACUCUCCUUGCCAAAGCAGUGGCCAAUCAGACGUCUGCAACGUUUUUGCGGGUUGUUGGUUCUGAGCUGAUUCAGAAGUAUCUCGGCGAUGGCCCUAAACUAGUACGUGAGCUCUUCAGGGUGGCAGAGGAACAUGCUCCUUCUAUUGUCUGCAUCGAUGAGAUUGACGCCAUUGGAACUAAGAGAUACGACUCAAACUCAGGAGGUGAACGUGAAAUUCAGAGAACCAUGUUGGAGCUUCUCAACCAGCUGGAUGGCUUUGAUUCACGUGGAGAUGUGAAGGUCAUUAUGGCCACCAACAGAAUAGAGACCCUUGACCCUGCUCUUAUUAGACCAGGUCGCAUCGACCGCAAGAUUGAGUUCCCAUUACCAGAUGAGAAAACCAAGAGAAGGAUCUUCCAGAUCCACACUAGCAGAAUAACUGUGGCUGAAGACAUAAGCCUAGACGACCUCAUCCUGGCUAAAGACGACCUUUCAGGAGCUGAUAUUAAGGCCAUCUGUACCGAAGCAGGUCUCAUGGCCCUCAGCGAACGCAGGAUGAAGAUCACCAACGAGGACUUCAAGAAGUCUAAAGAAAACGUUUUGUAUAAGAAGCAGGAGGGCACCCCUGAAGGCCUCUAUCUCUAA